UCAUUGCGUCAGACCCCAGUACGAAGAUCAUUACAGAACUGUUGUAGAAAUCCAAGGAUAUCUCCGUCGGUCUAAAUCAUGGACAGCGACAACGAAGUGGUUUCGAUGAAAGAAUCCAAAAGAAGGGAGCGCCAGUCCGGUCCAGGCCGUUACACUUCAUAUGAUGUUGAAGCUCUGGAGAAUCCAGAUUCUGGAAUUGGCCUGUGUGGCUGGCUGCUGGUCGGACUUUCUCUCCUCCUGAUGCUACUCACUCUCCCCCUCUCCAUAUGGAUGUGCAUUAAGAUUGUGAAAGAGUAUGAGCGAGCCAUUAUCUUUCGACUCGGGCGCAUCUUGAAAGGAGGAGCCAAGGGCCCAGGGUUGUUCUUCAUCUUACCAUGCACUGACAGCUUCAUUAAUGUGGACAUGCGUACCAUCACCUUUGACAUCCCACCACAAGAGGUUCUGACCAAAGACUCUGUGACCGUGAGUGUUGAUGGUGUGGUGUACUACCGGGUCCAGAACGCCACCCUGGCUGUAGCUAACAUCACCAACGCGGACGCCGCCACCCGUCUGUUGGCUCAGACCACCCUGAGGAACGUCCUGGGCACCAAGAACCUGGCAGAGAUCCUGUCUGACCGUGAGGAGAUCGCACACAGCAUGCAGUCCACUCUGGACGACGCCACAGACGACUGGGGAAUUAAGGUGGAGCGCGUGGAGAUCAAGGACGUGAAGCUGCCCAUGCAGCUCCAGAGAGCCAUGGCAGCCGAGGCAGAGGCGAGCCGUGAGGCCAGAGCCAAGGUGAUCGCUGCCGAGGGCGAGAUGAACGCCUCCCGCGCCCUGAAGGAGGCCUCCCUAGUGAUCGCAGAGUCCCCUUCAGCUCUGCAGCUGCGCUACCUGCAAACCCUCAACACCAUCGCCGCCGAGAAGAACUCCACCAUCAUCUUCCCGCUGCCGCUGGAGAUGAUGCAGGGCUUCAUAAAACACUGAGGGAAAACUCCUUCUAUGCCCCCUCCCAAAAAAAAAAAACCACACACACCUAUAGGUCAAUGAGGCUUUAGGCUUUUAACCAGCAGAGUUUCUAAAGUAGCUAAUUGCUACUUUUCUUUGAUUUUAAUUUUUGAACUGCAACUGUUUAACCUCAACUCUUUACAUAUUCUGUUUUUAAUUUAAAGCUCCUGCUGGAUGGGUGAGCUGCCUCUGCUCUCACACGCACACAUACUCCAAAUCUAUCCUGAUAUUGUAACACUGUUACCACUGCUGCCCAAACAGCAAGGGAAUCAUUUUCAAAUGAUUUAUAAAACUAUUAAACUCAGUAUUUUAACCUCAAAGGGUCAAAAAGAGUCGUGUUUCAGCCAGUGAAAAAGAUGCAUCAUGCUAACCGCUCUCUUUCUUUUCUUGCAGUGCCUUGUAGAAUUUUUCACACCUCUUGACCUUCUUCACUUUCCCUCACUUUAAAAACCACAAACCUCAGAGUGAUUUUUUUGGUGUUUAUGUUAUGGAACAACACAGAGUGAUAUAUGAUAACGGAGUGAAAGAAAACGGAUGGAAGACCUACACUUAAUUAUAAGAAGGAUUAAUUGGAUAAUUGAUCCUCUGUCAGUUUCCUGCAGGCUGAAUGUCAUCCAUCAGUUCUGACCAGCUUUCCUGUCCUUGCUAAAGAAAGUCCCCUCAGCAUGAUGCAGCCCCCACUGUAUUCUUACUGAUGUCCUCAAUCCAACAGAAACAGCUGUUUUUUAAACCAAAACUUCUUUCUCAUGGUAUUCGAAAUGGAUUUUAUUGAUGCAACACUACUGGAUUUUUAUACGUAAAAAAAAUGUAGGAUCCAUUCUGCUCUACUUUGUGUUGAUCCAUCCCAUAAAACUCCUAAAAGAUCGGGGUUGUAUUGGGACACAUUGUUGAGAGGUUCAAGGGGUAUGAAGAGUGGGCUCUGUACAUAAAAACAGGGAGGACAGCCAGCACUCCUGGAAAUAGAUAAACUGUUACUUUAAUCCACUUAUAAGCUGAAAAGUUUUAUGUUAUCUGGCUGUACAUAUUUACUAUAAGCUUUCUAUCAACUCACAGUAUAUGAAGUAUUUAGUGGACAAUACAGGCUUUAAAUACCUGUUAUCUAUUAAGCUGACAAAACCCAGAGUAUAUAUCUAAUAGUAUAGUUCAUUAAUAUCAGUCGUGCCUUUUCAUUUCAUCCUAUCCUCAGAUUUCUUACUCUUUAAAAAUCAGGGGCUACGAAUCUUUCAGCCAAAAGCCUUAACUCACUGCCAACCAACCAUCUGGGUUAAUAUUACACUCUUCUCAAAUGUAACCCUUUUUAUGCCAUAUUUUCUGAGUGUAACACAAACCAAAAACGUAUUAACCUUUAUACUAACCUGUGAAAAUAUAGAUGCAUCUUCAGUAGCUAGACUGUUAGUAAAUGUAGUUUAUGCAUCUUGUAAGUUUUAACUGUUGUGUUUUUCAAAACGCAGAUCAGCCUUUAAAUUAUCACCACUUCCUUUAAACCAGGAUAAUCAGUAAAAGCCUCCAUGGAUCAGAGCUUUUUUGUUUUUUGGUUCACUUAGAUCAAUGUUCUGCAACCUUUAUAAUCUGAAGAGCCAUUUAUCCCCAAUUCCAUCUAAAUAAAAGCAGCUUAGAGCUGAAAACAUGACAUCACCUUAUGUUAAAACGCAGAUUAAUUUUUGAUAAAUAUCCUCCAUAGGAAAGCUGUUACAGUUCUAAACAACCUACUGUUUUCUAUUUUAGCUUUUAAAAUAAGUGCAAACAAAAAGAAAUCUGAAAAAAGAGAAUGCAUUUUUAAUUAAUUGAUAUUUAUAAAUCUCACACUGAAAAAAUUCACCUCUGCAUUUGUGCUGCGCCCUUAUCAGUGUGCAAGCGCACUGCUCUAACCCACUUGGCCAAAACACCCCAACAAAGGCAUGGAUUUUCUACUAUGACCCAAAAAAAAAAGGGUUUUAUGAUGUAAUAAGAAAAAUACAACAGCAUACCAAGCAUCUAAGACUGCUAUUUGUUAUUAUACCAUAUUCUAAAUUAUUAGUUAGCAUCUAAUCAUUUUCAGCCAUCAUUAAGAGCCAUUGCAGAGAAUCCAAGGAGACAUUUUGACUCCAGAGCCACAGGUUGCAGACCCCUGUCUUAGAUUGACGAAAACAAUUGUCUGUCCAUGUUGGUUUUCUGUACCUGCAGCCUUUCACCCCUUCAGAUCAUUUAUUUCUACCUCACUUAUGGGUAUUAUUUUGGGGGGGGGAAAGCAAACUUGUAAAUCUUCUGCUCAAAUAUCCUAAAUUUCAUUAAUAAUAUUAUGAAAACUUCAAAAUUUCAGCCCAUACUGUAGAUAAUAAACCUUGAUUAAUGAUAAAGCAUUUGGCAUUUCGAGGUAAAUAUUUUAUCUAAUCUAUGAAAAGAAAUCUAUACAUAAUCAAUAAAGUUGUAUAUGGAGAGUUUUCUCAGCGGUCAUAAUAUUCUGGCUGAUCUGUGUGUGUUGUUUAGUAGUUUUGUGUGGGUAGUGAGUAGAAUCACCUUUUAUUACAUGUUUUAUCAUAAAGCCGUUACAUUUUACAGUAGUAUUUCCUGUAUGAGCUGCUGUUCAGUCAUUUUAAGCUGAAGGUUUGAUUAAGGCAAACAUUGAUCAGUAGCUUCUCUGCACCCUGCAGAUCAACUGCUCAGUGUCGUUUAUGAUCGCGUCUCCUUUCGAUGCAAUUAUUUAAGCUGGUUUAUCACGUUUUUACAAGUUUAUUAUUGAUAAAAGAUGAUUUCUUUUAGGUUUGUGCUGUUGCCUUUUACCAGCUUGUUUGAUAUGAUUUUAACAUUCAAUGCCUGUACACGAUUUUAAAUAAAGAUGGUAUCCAAAUCUUA
Messenger RNA from Cyprinodon tularosa, 3819 nucleotides. It is a transcript of the gene stom, whose product is annotated as stomatin. The record is from RefSeq and is a predicted model, not a curated record. Bases 79 to 966 code for a protein of 295 amino acids. Gene Ontology annotation, cellular component: plasma membrane. The transcript has 8 exons. Lineage: Eukaryota; Metazoa; Chordata; Actinopteri; Cyprinodontiformes; Cyprinodontidae.